Penicillium mononematosum is the source of this 375-nucleotide messenger RNA. RefSeq lists its product as uncharacterized. The record is from RefSeq and is a predicted model, not a curated record. The transcript is spliced from 4 exons. Lineage: Eukaryota; Fungi; Ascomycota; Eurotiomycetes; Eurotiales; Aspergillaceae. Bases 1 to 375 code for a protein of 124 amino acids.
AUGUCUCCCACACUCCUGCAAGCGUCGGCUGCAUCCUUUGUGUUGCUUUCCAUUGGACACACGAUCAAGGGCAGAGAAUGGACAGCAGACCCUAGAUUCAAAGCUAUCAAAGGCACGAAUUCAUGGGCUUGCGGGACUCUAGGGUGGUACCAGGGGAGUGGUCUUCUUCUACUGACUGGUCUUCUUCACUGGCAAUGGUCGCGAGAUCCUACUCUCCUCCAGGACCCAGUGAACAAAGCCAUGGCCGGAAUCGCGAAUUUGUUGCUCUGGGCUAGCUCUGUCUGGUAUGCUAAGUAUGGUAUCAAGGAUACUUCUAUUGUGCUUGGUAUAUCUGCUGCGUUGCAGGCUUUCGGUGUUGGGAAGGCCUGCUUGUGA